Molecule: messenger RNA, 480 nt
Organism: Aureobasidium subglaciale EXF-2481
Lineage: Eukaryota; Fungi; Ascomycota; Dothideomycetes; Dothideales; Saccotheciaceae
Exons: 2
Coding region: 1-480 (159 amino acids)
Source: RefSeq, a predicted model, not a curated record
AUGACCGACCAAGACAUGAACGUCGCAGUCAAGAACUUCCUCGGCAGCCCUCGCUUUGCUGUUGCAGGCGCAAGCAGCGACCCCUCUAAGUUCGGCCACAGAGUGUUCGCAUGGUACCUCCAGCGCUCUCUACCCGUCACACCACUCAACCCAUCUCGACCAAGUGUCUCCGUGUCGUCUAAGGACUACGAUACCGUACCUUCGCCAUCAGCUUUACAACAGCCAAAGGAAACGGCACUGAGCGUCAUUACACCUCCCAGCGUCACCAAGAAGCUCUUACAAGAGGCCAAAGAGGCCGGCGUCAGAGCCGUCUGGCUUCAGCCAGGUAGCUUCAACGACGAGAUUCUCGAGUACGCCAUGAAGGAGUUCCCAGGCGCAGCAGUGGGUGGAGAUGGAGGCAGGGGUGGAGAAGGAUGGUGUGUACUGGUGGACGGAGACAGUGGACUCAGAGCUGCUGCAAAAGAGCAAGGCCGUCUGUAG